UUGCCGGACCGCUCCAUUGCCCUUCGCUCUUGACGUGUUGCGUGUGUGACGUGUGUGUGUGCGUUUAUGCAGCCUGUAGCUGCGUCGUGUCUAAAGAUUGAACGGUGCCGGUUGAAGCUUUCGGGCGCAAAUGCUGGCUGAAGUGGCUGUUUAUCGAGCAUGUUUGGAUUGUUGCACUUCUGCUGAUUGGCUGUUUGCGGGAGGGAGAACAUCUCGGAUGGGACAUGAGCAGACUCAGUCGCCAUGGAAACCACUAAGUGGCUUACCUCACGCAAAGCUACUUUCUGCAGAGGACGCGCACAACAGCGCCCCUCAGUGGUGUGGAGGGGCGGUGGCAGCAAUCAACACGUCAUGGCGCUGACGUACCUGGACCGCGUGGUCUACGAGAUCAUCGAGACCGAGAGGACGUACGUGAGCGAUCUGCGGAUGAUUGUGGAGGACUACCUGGCGCACAUCAUCGACCAGGCGGACCUGAGCAUCCGCCCGGAGCAGGUCGGCUUCCUCUUCGGGAACAUCGAGGACAUUUACGAGUUCAACAGCGAGCUGCUUCAGGAUCUGGACCUGUGCCAGCGUGACGCCGUGGCGCUGGCCCAGUGCUUUGUGAUGAAGAGCGACUCCUUCGACAUCUACACUCAGUACUGCACCAACUACCCAAACUCGGUGGCGGCGCUGACCGACUGCAUGCAGGACAAAAGUCUGGCCGUCUUCUUCUGCGACCGCCAGGCCGCCUUGAAGCGACCGCUGCCUUUGGGUUCCUACCUGCUCAAACCCGUUCAGAGGAUCCUCAAGUACCACCUGCUGCUUCAGGAAAUUGCCAAGCACUUUGACCCCGAAGAGGAAGGCUACGAGGUGGUGGAGGAGGCCAUCGUCACCAUGACGGGCGUGGCCUGGUACAUCAACGACAUGAAGCGCAAACACGAGCACGCCGUCAGACUGCAGGAGGUGCAGUCGCUCCUGCUGAACUGGAAAGGUCCGGACCUGACCACGUACGGCGAGCUGGUCCUGGAGGGAACCUUCAAGGUCUACCGGGCCAAAACCGAGCGCACGCUCUUCCUGUUGGAGCGCGUGCUGCUCAUCACCAAACGGCGCGGCGAGCACUUUGUCUACAAGUUGCUCAUCUCGUGCUCCACGUUGAUGCUGAUAGAGAGCACCAAAGACAGUUUGAGCUUCAGCGUGACUCACUACAAACAACCCAAGCAACCGCUCACCUUGCAGGCCAAGUCUGUGGAGGAGAAGAAGAUGUGGGCCCAGCAUAUCAAACGCAUCAUUCUGGAAAACCAUCACGCCAUCAUCCCGCAGAAGGCCAAAGACAUCAUCUUGAAUGCCAGAUAUCCUCGCCGGUAUCGUCCUGACAGGCUCAAGAAAGCUUUGUCCUGUUCGUCAGACGAGUUUCCGCAACUGCCCUCAGCAGGUCAACACACAAACACACAAGUGGGCGUGGUUUCCAAGGAGACCGAGAGAAGCGACGUUUCCUUCAAUGAUUCCAACGAGGAAAGCGGGCUGGGAGAAGACGAGGAGCCCGGAGGACCCGAAGCAGCUUCUCAGCGGAUGUCCACAGAACCUGUCGAGUGGCGUCCAUUGUCUGAGCGAGAGGAGCUGAAACCCGCCCAACUCCUCCUGCGUGCAAAAGGCUCGCCGUCCACGACUCCAGAGUCGCAAUCCAAACCCGGAAGCAGCGGAGAAUCCUCCGAAGACGAGGACGGCGAGAAAGAAGCGGACAGAAACGGCAGCAUCCUUCCUCCGUCCGUUUUAGAUAAAGCGGGCGCCAUCGCUCAGCACUUCAGCAGCAUUAAGCGAGGCGCCCCGCCCGCGGACGAUGUCGGCUCCCCGGGGGCGUCGCCACGGUUACUUGUCACCGGGCGCCUCAGUUUCAACGGAAGACACGCCGGACGCUCUUCGCCGCUCAGCAGCGUCUCCUCGGAUCUGAGCGAAACCGACCGGAUGCUCUUGUCUCCGCGAGGCGACGAGGAAAGAGGAAACCUGGGAAGGCGAGACUCCAUCCUCUCCAGCCGCGACCAACUUCUCAUCGGGAAGAUCAAGACUUACUACGAGAACGCCGAGAACGAGGACGCCGGCUUCAGCCUCCGGCGCAGGGAGAGUCUGACUUACAUCCCGCCAGGCGUGGUCAAAACCUCCAUCACCCGCCUCAACAGCCUCCCCAACCGGAAGGACCCUUUGCCCCCAUCUGUGGAGACACGGUCACUCUCGCUAAAAGGUCACAUGGUCUCCACUGACUCUUCUGAUGGUCCAAAGGUCACUCAGAGAAACGCAAAUCCGACAGAUUCCGGGGUCGUCGCCAAUGAGUUCUCCAGGUCCGGACCGGACGGGCAACAGAACGCAGAGGAUGAAGAGUUCCGACCUUCUAGCGAAAUGGUCAAAGUCUGGCAGGUGAUGGAGCAGCAGCUCGGUGGGACUUCCGGCCAUGCUCGAUUUAAAGCGGAAGGAGCCAAACUGGAUCCGGACACCAUUUCUCAGGAGGCCACCCUGACUUCACCCCUCAACAAAGCCAACAGCAUGAGCUCCGCGGGAAGUCCGACCGUUCCUCCCGGCGUUCUCGGAGCUCAGCUUCCUCGAGGCGAAAAUCUGCCGGACGACAAAGUGGACAGCAAGGUCCGCAAACUCGCUCGUCGGUACAGCCAGCGGAUCAAAACGGUUAAACCGCCCGACAGACAGCGAAGUUGCGGAAAUCUAAUGGGCAAGACUUUGACGUGCGUGCUGGAGGAAGAACCGUGCAGCGGUCCCAGUCCAAAUCUGGAGCCGGUGCUAGCACAGAGUCCUGAGCCCAAUCCAGCUAGGAUUCGCUCCCACGGUCCCGCUGGCGCUCCGCAGGCCACCGAAGGCUUUCACUGGCCCGAUGUGCGAGAACUUAGGUCAAAGUACUCGGACAGGAGUGGUUUCGCCACGGUGGGCCGGAGUUCCUCCAUCCCGGAGCAGAUGUUUGAUGUCCGGUCAAGGUCGAGUUCCGUGACUGACGCCCCGCCUCGUCGGUCCUACCCCACCUGGACCACUGGCCACCUUAGACACCGCAACGCCAUCCACAGAGCUCGUUCCCUGGACCCUUGGAUGACUGGAGACCUUGCACGCGAAACCCGAGAGCAGCGGGCAGCUAACGGCGUCAGUGACCCCGUCGCGGCCCCGACACCACAAGAAAAGCUAACCGGGAAGCCGCAGCUUUCACCGGAAUCAGAAGCGGGUGAGACAAUCGACGACGACGCUUACGUGGAGAUCCGAUCGCCGACGAGUCGGGAGAAAAUCUCCAUUCUGGCCGUCAUGGACCGCUGCCGAGCCUACCAGGAGUCGGACGAAUACAAACAGAGAAGCCAACCUGCCAAGUCUCAAGACAGCUUCAAGACCACUGGAGAGCAUUUCCAAACCGCCGGAGACCACCCUAAAACUCCGCCGUCCGGACAACGGAACUUCGUGAAAAAUCUCAGGGAAAAGUUCCAGAAGCUCAACUCCUAAAUCCACUCCAGUAGAAAAUUCAGAUGGACUAUUGAACGCCAUAUCCGACUCGUGUACUAGAUUGUCCAUGUCCUCGUAUACUCUUAAUCUUCUCUGGAUGUACUGUGAACGAAGGCCAGCAGAGUCCUGUUUCCAUGGAAACAGCAAACAAAUACAUUAACGCCAUUUAAGGUCAUCACUUUUAUUUUCUUAUGCAAAUUUUUAUACUGAUAGAUUCACCACAUUAGAUUAGUUUGAGUGAUAUUUAAAUGUUAUAACGUCAUCAUGGCUAUUUUUGGUCAACUUUUGACAAAUAAAACUGACUUCGCCUCCA
This is a messenger RNA of Syngnathus acus (greater pipefish), 3775 nucleotides long. RefSeq names its product pleckstrin homology domain-containing family G member 3-like. The coding region runs from base 244 to 3462 and encodes 1072 amino acids. The transcript is spliced from 14 exons. The record is from RefSeq and is a predicted model, not a curated record. NCBI's taxonomy places the organism in Eukaryota, Metazoa, Chordata, Actinopteri, Syngnathiformes, Syngnathidae. Gene Ontology annotation, molecular function: guanyl-nucleotide exchange factor activity.